Messenger RNA from Iphiclides podalirius (scarce swallowtail), 462 nucleotides. The record is from the annotation of a GenBank genome assembly. Lineage: Eukaryota; Metazoa; Arthropoda; Insecta; Lepidoptera; Papilionidae.
AUGCAAAUUGACAAUACAUUAAAAGCACGACAUAAAACAUGUUUUCUUCGACCAGACACUGGUCCAUGCAGAGCUGAUAUUAUCCAAUGGUAUUAUGAUGCAAGACAGGGCAAAUGCUAUCGAUUCUUUUGGGGAGGGUGUCAAGGUAAUGGCAAUAGAUUUGAAACCAAAGAUCUCUGUAUAGAACAUUGUAGACUUAAUACUACAGCCCAUACAUCUAAAAUUCCUAAUUAUUGUUCAAUAUCCUUUGACUAUGGCAAUUGCUUUGGCCAAUUCUACCGUUGGGGAUGGGACAAAUUUGGCAAAACCUGUAAACGUUACAUGUACUCUGGAUGUGGAGGAAAUCAAAACAAUUUCCACACACGUAGUGAAUGUUUAAACAACUGCCUCAAUCCUCCAAACAAUACGCUGCAAGGAGUGCGCCAUCUUACUACUUGCAUACCCUUAGGCUUUAUGAAUCCA